This is a messenger RNA of Parastagonospora nodorum SN15, 373 nucleotides long. RefSeq lists its product as hypothetical. The transcript has 3 exons. The coding region runs from base 1 to 327 and encodes 108 amino acids. Gene Ontology annotation, cellular component: membrane. The record is from RefSeq and is a predicted model, not a curated record. NCBI's taxonomy places the organism in Eukaryota, Fungi, Ascomycota, Dothideomycetes, Pleosporales, Phaeosphaeriaceae.
AUGGCAGAGCAUCCAUCCUUCACACUCGCUGGCCUGUUGGCCGUGGGCGGAACUGCCGGUUACCUCCGCACCCGCUCAACACCAUCGCUCGUCGCGGGUCUUGUGCUCGGCGCAUCAUAUGGAUAUGCCGGCUACCGCAUCAAGCAAAACCAGGAUUAUGGAACUGAACUCGCUCUUGGAAACAGUAUCGCGCUUCUCGGGUCUGCGAUUCCUCGCAUCAUGAAGACAGGAGGACGAGCGCCCGUGCCGAUCGCUUUGGGUGCGACGGGUGCGCUUGCGACGUUCUACUAUCAGAAGAAGGUUAGGGAAUUCAGGUACGGUGUGUGAAGUUUCGCCACAUGCAAAAUUAUAUAUUCAAGUUGCUAUACACAAU